AUGCAGGAGGAAGAUGAUGAUUUAGCAUUUUUUGCAAAACCAAUAAAAAAGCCGCCUUUGAAUUUGGCCAAAAGGUUAAGCCAUUCUUUGUCAGACUCGGAUGAAAACUCGGAUCCAGAGCCCUCUGUCGAAGAGCCUCCUUUAAAGCAAAUUCGUUCUGAAAGUAGAAACCCCCCUGGGACGUCCACUUUGAUGAGUACGGAAACGGAGCCCACUGUUUCGUCUACUUUACCUUCUGCUGCUUCUCCAAGGAGAAAUGAAGAUGACCCAUUGAACAGCGUACAGCACUCAGUGGACUCGGAGAAUGCACCACACCCUUAUGCGACAAGAACUGCAACUUCUAUUCUUCGAAGCAACAGUUUCAACACCGUUGAUACACCACCUCCAACGCCUUUCCUCGAUGUUGACUUUAAUAAACGACUUCAAGAGCUAGAUCGUCAGGUGAAAGAGUUUCAAAACGUAUCAAAGGAUCAAGCGGAUACUGAUGUAAGUCUUCCCUUACGUGAUACUAGCUCUUCCAAGGAUCCCGAUACUGCUGCUUCUACCGGACUGAGAACUCAUAGCCUACCGCAAACAGACUCCUCCAACCUGACUCCAGAGGACCCCCUUGCCUCACCACAAAGAGACCAUGUACCAGUAAUAUUACAGCUGGCUGUAAUCGGACAAAAGGUCCCUGGAAGUACCAUGUUCCUACCAACGGAUUGGGAGUCACCACUUCUUUUUAAGGUAAAAUCCAACCAGCAAUUCCGUCGCGUCCGAAAUGCCUACACGAUGAGAAAGCGCGUUCAAGACGUUGUAUUUGUGUUCCAAAAUCGGAAACUUUGGGACUUUGGGACUCCUAAAGGCGCUGGAAUGCUAAAAAUCGACACUCGGUUAGUGAUUCAUGCCUUUCACAAAGUUGACUAUGAGCUUCUACAGCAGCAAAGGGCUCAAGAAGAAGCAAAACUUUUUUCACGCGAAGAGCCAAAAGAAAUCCCAUUGAAACGAAUUAUAUCUAUAUUAGUUCGACCAAAAAAAGGACAGGAUGUCCACCUUUCGAUACCAGUAGAUACUUCGGUAAAAGAUAUUACUCGAAAGUAUUGUAAUCAAACAGAGAUUCCAUUUCAUGAAGGCAUACGACUAGAAUUUGAAGGAGAUUGGUUAGAUCCAAAGGACAAUUUGGAAAAUCUAGAAAUCGAGGACGAGGAUCAAAUUAAUAUCCUAAUUUAA
Schizosaccharomyces osmophilus is the source of this 1209-nucleotide messenger RNA. It is a transcript of the gene rad60, whose product is annotated as DNA repair protein, SUMO-related Rad60. Lineage: Eukaryota; Fungi; Ascomycota; Schizosaccharomycetes; Schizosaccharomycetales; Schizosaccharomycetaceae. The transcript is spliced from 2 exons. The record is from RefSeq and is a predicted model, not a curated record. Bases 1 to 1209 code for a protein of 402 amino acids. Gene Ontology annotation, molecular function: protein tag activity; ubiquitin-like protein ligase binding. Gene Ontology annotation, biological process: protein sumoylation. Gene Ontology annotation, cellular component: nucleus.